CAGGCGUCGGAGCGGACGGCCGCGGGCGCCGCCGCCUCCUCCUCCAUGGCUGUUUACCCGGCUGCAUUGUGGGAGUUUGACCUCCGCCGCCGCCAACCGCCGCCUCAGCUUGCGCCGCCGCCGCUGCCGCGCACGCCAUGGGAGCCGUGACUGACGACGAAGUCAUACGGAAGCGUCUCCUAAUUGAUGGAGACGGCGCUGGAGAUGAUCGGAGAAUCAAUCUGCUCGUGAAAAGUUUCAUUAAAUGGUGCAACUCCGGCUCCCAGGAAGAGGGAUACAGCCAGUACCAACGUAUGCUGAGCACACUGUCCCAAUGUGAAUUUUCAAUGGGCAAAACUUUGCUGGUAUAUGAUAUGAAUCUCAGAGAAAUGGAAAACUAUGAAAAAAUUUACAAAGAAAUAGAAUGUAGCAUUGCUGGAGCACAUGAAAAAAUUGCUGAGUGCAAAAAGCAAAUUCUUCAAGCAAAGCGAAUACGAAAAAAUCGCCAAGAAUAUGAUGCUUUGGCGAAAGUGAUCCAGCACCAUCCAGACCGGCAUGCGACAUUAAAGGAACUAGAGUCUCUGGGAAAGGAACUAGAGCAUCUUUCACAUAUUAAAGAAAGUGUUGAAGAUAAGCUGGAAUUGAGACGGAAACAGUUUCACGUUCUACUUAGUACCAUCCACGAACUUCAGCAGACGCUAGAAAAUGAUGAAAAGCUCUCAGAGGUAGAAGAAGCUCAAGAAAGCACCAUGGAAACAGAGCCUAAGCCGUAGACAGGCUACUGGUGUACCCUUCCCAAGAGUGUGGGAGUGACAGCAUGUUUAAAGUUCUGGCAGUAAACUACCUUGCUUUUAAAUAUUAACGCACAGUUCAUUCGUAUUUCUUUACACAAAGGAAAAAAUUUCAGUAUACAUUUGUUUGUAUUGAAAUGUCUUUUUUAUUCUGAAACUUAAAAGGUAGGAAGCCACAUCCAAAAAUGUUUAAUAAAAUGUUUUCAAGCCA
Messenger RNA from Ailuropoda melanoleuca (giant panda), 981 nucleotides. It is a transcript of the gene THOC7, whose product is annotated as THO complex subunit 7. Bases 138 to 752 code for a protein of 204 amino acids. The record is from RefSeq and is a predicted model, not a curated record. Gene Ontology annotation, cellular component: THO complex part of transcription export complex. Lineage: Eukaryota; Metazoa; Chordata; Mammalia; Carnivora; Ursidae. The transcript has 8 exons. Gene Ontology annotation, biological process: mRNA export from nucleus; mRNA processing.